Symbiodinium sp. CCMP2592 is the source of this 738-nucleotide messenger RNA. Lineage: Eukaryota; Dinophyceae; Suessiales; Symbiodiniaceae. The record is from the annotation of a GenBank genome assembly.
AUGCCGAGGAUGCGGUGCCGCCCCCUUCUGGCCGCGUGUGCGGCCGCGGUUCUCGCAUAUCACGGUGAGCUUGCGGGCUUCGUCACCGGAAGCAUCUUCUCGGAGAGGAGAAUAUCUGGGCGGCCUGGACUGGUGCAGAUGCAGGCGCUCAAAAGACUGUCGAAGAAAGAGAAAAUCAUGAAAAACGUGGCCAAUGCGAAAAAGAACGGCCCAAGAACCGUGUCAAAGAGGCUUUACAACAAGCAGAUGAACAAGGUCAACAGCAUCGCGAAGGACGACGACUGGGUCAACGAGUUUCUUUCCUACUCACGGCCACAGCCUGUAGGUGGUGAGUACGUGAUGCCGCCCGCGGUGGCCAAGGCAGCACUAGAAGAAAUCUACGGAGAAGGUCCUGACCUGCAGAACAUCGACCUGGAUGAGCUGGAGGAGGACGAGGAUGAGGGCCCCUAUGCCUAUGCCAGCCGGCCCUAUGAUGCGGAGACAGCUCAGCAGGAAAUCGACGAGAUGGAACGCAUGCGCAGAAAAGCAGACCCUUCUAAAUCGCCAGGAAAGACCCGACGGAAGGCAAGAGUAAGAUGGAACAUGGUGCCGGGAAUUCAGAAGUACGUAGGAGUCGUGCCACGCAAAAUUGCGACCAGCACAACCGGGACAAUGAGCAGCAGCUCCUACAGAUCCCAUCAAGAUGUCUGGAUCAGUGGGGGCUCUGUUCAGUAUGACUACGAAGACAAGCCCUGGUAG